AUGGAUCCUAAUAUGAUAAGGGAUGUUUUGUUCAAGUACAACAUCUUUCAGAAGUCAUUGUCAAGUCCAUUGACCAGCUUGCUAGUGUCUGGGACUGCUUUCCAUGAGGGUCAAAAAUGGGCCAAAUCUAGAAAGAUUAUCAACCCAGCUUUCACUUUGGAGAAGCUCAAGAAUUCAUUGUCAAGUCCAUUGAUCAUCUUGCUAGUGUCUAGGACUGUUUCCCAUGAGGGUCAAAAAUGGACCAAAUAUAAAAAGAUUAUCACCCCAGCUUUCACUUUGGAGAAGCUCAAGCAUAUGUUACCUACAAUGUAUAUGAACUGCAACGAGAUUAUUAGCGAGUGGGAUGUGUUGGUGCCCAUAAAAGGAUCAUGCGAGAUUGAUGUGUGGCCUUAUCUUGGAAAUUUAACUGGUGACGUGAUUUCCCGGACGGCAUUUGGUAGUAGCUAUGAAGAAGGAAGAAGGAUAUUCCAGCUCCAGAAAGAACAAGCUCAACUGACAUCCCAACAGCUGCAGUCAAACUACAUCCCAGGAUGGAGACAGAAAGCAAUGAAAGUAGAAGACGACAAGAAUGGUGACUUACUAGGUAUGCUGUUGGAAUCCAAUUUGAAAGAAAUUGAAGAACAGGGGAACAAGAGGGGCAUUGGAAUCACCGUUGAAGAUAAGAUUGAGGAAUGGAAGUUGUUCUACUUUGCUAGACAAGAGACCACCACAACUUUGCUAGUGUGGACAAUGGUUAUGUUGGGCAAGCAUCAAGACUGGCAGGCACAUGCGAGAGAAGAGGCUUUGCAAGCUUUUUUGAAGAAUAAACCAGACUUAGAUAGAUUGAACUGCUAG
Messenger RNA from Ilex paraguariensis (yerba mate), 834 nucleotides. Lineage: Eukaryota; Viridiplantae; Streptophyta; Magnoliopsida; Aquifoliales; Aquifoliaceae. The record is from the annotation of a GenBank genome assembly.